AUGGACGCUACCGCCGUGGACAGCGGGGAGGCUAAACUGGAAGGCGUGGACGAGGCGCCCUGCUACUACCCGACCACCGCGCAGUUCGCCGAGCCUCUGGAGUUCAUCGCCUCAAUCAGGCCCGAGGCGGAGCGGUACGGGAUAUGUCGAAUCUGCCCGCCGCCAGGCUGGAAGCCAGCCUUCGCUCACAAGCCGGACAAGCUCAAAUUCGCGACAAAGGAGCAGGAUCUGGGAAAGUUGGCGGGUGGGCAGCGGCUGAGACGAAAGUUCACCGAGAACCUGCGGAAAUUUCUGUUCCUGAUUGGGAAGCCGAUGGAGGCUGCCCGCGGGGGAAAGGUGUUCAUUGACAGCCACCACAGUAGCAACGGAUGUGGCCCGGUGGACAUGUUCCGCCUCUUCAAGGAGGUCCAGAGGAUGGGGGGUCACGAGGCCGUCUCCCGCGAUGGCGGCUGGGUGGCUCUCGCGGAGAGGAUGGGCUUCGACUCGAAAGCCAUUGGGCUGCAAGACGCCUACUGCACCUACCUCGCCGACUUCGAGGCGGUCCACAACGGGAAGGGUCUGGAUUUCGACGGCGUGGUCUACACGCCGACCGUCUACCGCGAGAAGCCCAGCGUGGAAGCAGACAUCCGGGUGGGCAUGACCCUCUGGCACUUCCUGGAGGAGGACCAUGGUGCCGGCCGCUGCUAUCACGGCACCGUCAAGGCCGUCCGCGGGGCGUCGAACUGCAUCGUGGAGUACGACUUUGCCGAGCGCUUUCCCGAACCUCACGGGCGAGAUGGCUCUUAUGACGCCGGCGGCGGUGGCGGGGGCUCCGCAGCGGCGAGGGGGGGGGGCAGCAGCAACGGGGAAUCUGCGGCCGGAGGGUGGAGCGGGGCCGGGAGCUACUUGGACUCUGAGGGUCGUUGGUCGCGGAAUUUCCGAGCGUCGUCGGGUGAAGAGGUGGAGCCUUUCCGGGUGACGUUGCCGAAGACCCAGCUGUCCACCUUGAUCCUCAACGGAAAGUCCCCCGCGGCCGCGAAGCUCGCGGCCCACGGGGUUGUGUGCGAGGUGUGCAGCAUCGCGGCGGCCUCGAAGAACGUUCUCGUCGUUUGCGUCGCGUGCGACAGCGCCUACCACCUGGGGUGCGUGGAGCCGGCACUGCCCAGGAUGCCUUUUCACGACUGGUUCUGCGGGGAUUGCGCAACGGACGGGAACACCGCGGAGGAUCUAGCCAGGGGCCCCAGCGGGCUCUUCUCCUCUUCCACCUCUUCCCCUUCGCUCCCCUUCGUGUCCUCGCCCUCCCCGAAGAAGACGAGCAAGCACGUGGCAGCGGGCUCGAUCUCGAAGCCGCCUUCGGCGGCCAAGCUGCCGGCGGUGGAAGCAGCAGCGGCGACGGCGGCGGCGGCGGCGGAGGGGAGUGAUACCUCCGCUCCUGCGGCCGACACCCCCGGUAGGUCCGGCGAGAGCGAUGCCUCAGCGGCGACCCCUGAAAAGCAGCGUGCCCCGGCCUCUGCCGUCGGGAAUGGCUCGGUAGGGACGAGCAAGCGGGGGGAGGCUGUGUCUCCUCGACGAAAACGGGCGGAGAACGGUAAGUUGCCGGCCGGUGGCAGAGGGGGCCCCGCGGCGGCGACUAGCACGGCCGCAGGUAAGCACGGCGCGGGUGCUGCCGCCGCCGCCGCUGCCGCAGCAGUGACCUUGAAUACGCCCAAGAAGGAGGAAGAAGAGGAGGACGGGAGUUCCAGCGAGGGAGGGGUUGCGGAAUGCGGCGCCAGCCUUUCGGCGGCCCGCAUGCGAGGGGUGUCGCGCAUGAACGGACGGGCCCUCAAAUAUGGGUUCGGCAACGGAGGCGUCUUCACUUUGAAGGAGUUUGCGUUGAUGGCGGAUGGCUGGCGGUCGAGCUACCUUGCCCGAAGGGGGCUCGGGGAUGAAGCCACGGAGGCGGAGAUGGAGGCGGAGUUUUGGAAGCUGGUGGGGCCGGACCCUCCAGAAGAAGACGUGAAGGUGCUCUACGGGAGUGACCUUGACACCGGAGCGGUGGGCAGCGGGUUCCCCUGGACACGCGGGGCGGUGGCGGCGCCCGGGAAGGCGGGGGUUGAGCAGACUGAGCGUCGGAAGCCAAGGCGAGGGCCGGGGACCCGCGAAUGGGACCACACAAGCUACGAGGGUCACUCCUACGAGCAGGACGCUUGGAACCUGAAUUGUCUGCCAACCUCGGACGGGUCCUUGCUUCAGUUUCUGGGGACUCAGAUCCAGGGAGUGAUGGUGCCUUGGCUCUACGUGGGCAUGGCCUUCAGGGUGGGGGCUACUGCUGCCCAAACCCACCUCCCCCACGCUACCGGCCCUUCCCCUCUUCCGUCGGUACGUGUGCGUUGCAGUGCCUUCUGCUGGCACAACGAGGACCACUACCUGUACUCGAUCAACUACCUGCACGCAGGGUCUCCAAAGAGAUGGUACGGCGUGCCGGGAUCGAUGGCCGAGAAGUUCGAGAGUACCGUGCAGCUCAUGUUUCCCGAGCUGUUCGAGGCGCACCCUGACCUGCUCAUGCAGCUGGUGACGAUGGCGCAUCCCACGGAGGUGUCUAAGAGAGGGGUCCCCGUGUCUUCCACCACCCAGAGGGAGGGGGAGUUCGUGCUGACCUUCCCGCAGGCUUACCACGCCGGGUUCAACAUGGGAACCAACUGCGCGGAGGCCGUAAAUUUUGCUCCUCCCGACUGGAUACCGUGGGGCAACGCGGCCCAGGAGCGCUACCGCCUCCACAAGCGCAAGCCGGUGUUUUCACACGAGGGCCUGGUGCUGUCACUGGUGGACAUCCUCGCCAAGAAUGCCGGCGAUGGAGUGCACGCCUCGGAAGAGCUGACGAGGUUCCUUAGAGACGAGCUGGCGGUGCUGGCGACACACCAGGAGGAGAUGACAAAGCAGGCACAACAAAUGGGCUGCACUCGUUUCGAGCCUAUGGAGAAGUUGGUCGAGCGCCUUCACGGGGGCCGCAAGGCAACGGCAUCCACCGAAGCCUCAGCAGCGGUAACAUCGAUAGUAAGGCGGAGCAGCUCCACCUCCGGAGGCAAGGGCAACGGUUGCGCUGACGGCGAAGGCGCUAGUGGUCGCGGCGGCAUCCUGGAAGGCCUAGCAACCGGAAGCGCGGUGCGAGGCCCCCAAUGCAGCGUCUGCGACCAGUACUGCUUCCUCACGGCCGUCGUGUGCGACAUGUGCGACAGCGGGGGGUCGGGGCGCGGCGCGCCCGCGCGCGCGAGCAGUGGCGGCGGCGGCAGCGACGGCAGCCCGAGCGGCGACGGUGGAGCGGCGGCGGCUGCGAGAAGACGGCACCAGCGGCGGCGGUUCGCCUGCGGGCGACACCUCGCGGAGCUGUGUGCGUGCCCGGCUUCGGAGUACACGUUCUACCAGCGCAAGGACGAGGCGCAGCUCCGGAGGGCGGCCAAGGACCUUACCUCCAGCAAGGAGUACACGGAGACGUGGGUGGAGGAGGCUAGGUUAGCGCUGGCGGCGGCGAGGAGCACCGGCGGCGGGUUGGUGAACAGCUUCCGAUCGGUCAAGGGUGCUAAGGGCAGCGGAGGUAGUUCUCGUGAAGACGGAGCUUCCCAGUUGCCGAGAGAGAACGGAACCGGCGGCGGCAAGGUCAAGCUUGAGGCGCAGCCUUCUUCGGCCAAGGCCGACGGCGACUCGGUGCGGCCGCGGCCGGCGAACGGCGCCGACUUCUCGUCGUCCAGCGACGGCGCGGCCGAGCGCGAAGAAGAAAUGGAGGACCUGCAGCUCAGCAACAGCAGCGGCAGCAGCAUGCCCGUGGACGAGGACGAGGCCCCCCUGCCGUCCUCCCUCUUGCCGGCGGGCUGGAACGAGCGCCCUUCGCUCAGUUACAUCGGGGACUUGAUCCGCGUCGGGGAAGAGCUGGGCGCGCCGGAGCAGACCCUGGAGAGUCUCCGCGAGAUCGUGGACGCUUGCGCGGGCUGGGUGAAGACCAUCGAGGGGAUCCUGGGCCCCGACGGCGCGGCCACCACCUCCGACACCUGUGCAGCGGCCGUGAGCUUGUUCGGCAGCGCGAAACGCGCGGCUGUGGCAGCGGCGGCGGCGGCGGCCACCGGCGGCAGAGGCGACGCCGACGGCGGGGGUAAGGGCGGCCGUAGCGGGGGUGGCGGGAGCCAACGGAACGGGGAGGUGCGGGGGGAGAUCGGCGACUCGACGACGGCGGUCAAACGGAAGGAACAGGUGCCGUUCCACAAGGCGAUCAAGCUGCUGAGCACGGAGGCGAAGCUGCCUGGGAGGCCCGUGGACACGACCGAGAGGCUCUGCGUCGCGAUCAUCGCCGCCUGCCGCCUGCGCCUGCAGGUUCGGUCGCUCCUCGGGCUGGGCGAAGACGAGCACACCACGGCUGCGAGGGCGAUGUGCCUGACCAUCCAGGAAGCCGGGCGGACCGCCUCUCCCGUGGAACUCGCGUCGAGAUCCGUCAGGCGAUACCCCGAGAACGGGACGGGCGGCGCCAGCGACGGCGCCGCCGACUCGAAAACCUCCGGCGGCGGGACUACGGGAGGCCCGAGGGGAAGCUCCCCGUGCCGCGGACAGGGGGGGGGGUCGAACGGCUCCUCCGCGGUCCGUUCCUCGGGCACCGAGUCCGGCGCGGCCUCCGAGGCCCCGACGACAACGUCCUCGCGGCCGGGGUCGUCCCGCACCCGCACGCGCACCAACGUCUCGGCCCCGACGGGCACGCUGGCGGCAGAGCGCGGCACGUGGAAGCUGCAGCCGUGGAGGCUGUGGCCCGUGCACCAGCCCGCCGCGGCGGCGCUCGUGGAGCCCUGCGUCAGCUCCGUAGUGGCGGUGCCGGAGCUGGCGCUCCUGAGGAAGGCGCUGGCCGCGCUGGCGGACAGGACCGACAAGGCGCUUAGGAUGAUGGACGGCGGGACGUCGUCGUCCGCGUCUGAGUCUUGCGGGAUGAAGAGAGGGCGCGGCGGAGCCACCGCUGGUGUGGGCGGAGACUCCGGCGGCGACGGCGGUGGUGCUAGAGGCAGGUCUCGCGGGAGCGGCGGCAGCGGCGGCGGUAAGGUGAAGCCUUCAGGCGCCCCUGCUGCUGUAGCCGGUUCUUCAAGGGGCGGGGGUGGUGCCGGGGGAGGGGUUCUCGUGGGCGCCGCGCACAAGCGCAGGCGGCAGGACGAUAGUUGAAGGCGUUCCUCUCUUGCGUGUUGUGUUGUUUUGAGUUUUUUUUCACUAUAGAGAGGAGGCGCUAGCGUGUAGAACGGCCUGCUUUGUUAACGAUGGGUUUGUCAUGCCCCCCGAGAAGGCCGAUCCCUCUUGAGAACAGUAGGAGAGGGUUGAGAGUGUUCGUUUUGUCGACAUGGCGCGGUUUGGUCUACAUGAGAUUGUAUUCUACGAGCACCCGAGAUAUCGGCGGUUGAGAGGUGGUAAUCGUAUUCUACACACCCUUCUUUUUUGGAGGGCAAAUGGGGUGAUGGCCAUGACCAUCUAGACAACGGUUCUUUCCAGACUUGAAAUAUUGUUAUUCCGAACCACUGUUUUCCAAGCGGUAUCAUGGCAUCAUCCCGUGCUUUGGGUAAGUGGCGUGCUGUUCAGCAAUAAUCGUAUGGAUUUAUCCGCGAGUACUUGUGUUUUUUUCCCGGGGGUGUCGAACUUAAUUCGAAGCAACACCGACCCCACAACAUCGGUCGUUGUUGCGAACCUCGUGGCUUCCGUCUUAACGUAACCGACGGGAAGAAACCUUGUUCGGAUGUUCUUCAGGCAGGCAGCCCUGCAUCAUCCAGGCAAGCUGGAUAUCAUCGCAUUCAGAGCUACUGCUGUAUCACCAUACAUAGCUGUCUGUGGGGCCAACUAGACGAAAUUUGUGUUUGGGGCACUUCUCCAUGGGUUUUAUCUCUCCACGGAACAAAGCGGAACGUCACCCGCAGCUGCAGAUGACGCUGCAUCCGCACACGACGGGUUUACGCGAGUGUUCACGCCCGCAGGGGAGGGUCAGAUGUAUUUUUUUUAUUUCUGGAAGGUUGGGGGGCGUGUGCCGGGUGGAGAGUGGGUGUAGGGGGGGGGGGGUAAAGGUUUCAGCGUAAGAUAGACUUUUGUCUUUUUUCCUUCUGUUCGCGGAAGGACGAGGCCGAACGGGUUUGCAAGCAAUAGGCACGACGGCGUGGAGAGAGAGGGUGGGGCGGUUGAUGGUUUCUAGCGGGGUCGCCCUGAUCAGAGCGCUGAAUGCGCGUGCAGUUACAAGAGAGGGCGACGAGGUUCGCGCCACAGCGAUUCGACGCGUGACCUAGUCGAUUUUGGGGCGAAUUUGUUCAUCUAUAGAGUCGCCUGGCUUACUGUAGGCUUCGUCUAUGAUGUCUAGGACUGUGAAGUACUACUUUCACGCGGAAAUGUUUGGCGGGUUAACUGUCGUUUUUCAUUCUUGAAGCUUGGCUUCAGUAAAUGUGGUUGUAUUCGCUGGCUUUCAAUAUUUCUCAAUAAAACAUUGCGUUCGUGUAUUGGUACGAGGAUGCGGGACACACAGGGUAAACGUUGUAUUUCUUUUCUGUUAAUAACAAAGGCAGACGUAGCAGAAGACGAUUCGGCGGGCGGGAGCCGAUUUGGUGAAAUCCGGCGUUGCUUUUUGUUUUUUGCUCUCGUGCCAUAGUGUGGUCUGCUGUAUGAUACUCCCGCCCCCCCCCCCGUUUGUUGGCUCAUGACGACAUGGCAUCCGAUGUUGAAGCUAAAUCGGAGUGCAUCAUAUUCCAAUACUGAAGGGUGUCUCAUGCGGUUCAACUACGAACCGACGGAAGAGGCCGAUCAAUACUGGGGAAAUCGAAUUGCUUCUCCCUUUUUUUCCGACGUGCUCCUCCUACGAUGUCGUGUUGCAGUCUGGCACGUUUUUUUUCGCGCAAUAUUGACUUAUUAUUUGUAAAACGUUUGGUUUGUACUGCUAUUUGACGCGGUUGAGAGUCGGUCUGGUGUACGUAUGGGAUGGGUGGCGUGUUUGUUGAUGUGUUGCAUAAAAACCGGAGAAAAACGGCACGCUUUUGGGGGGCCGCGAUAUGCGAGAGGGCGGGACGGCGAGGAAAAAACUGCGUGGGGGCGGGGGGCGGCGAGAGAGAGACGAGUUUGAGAUUUUUCCUCGCGAUGACUGGCGCAAAGAAAACACAGUUGUAAGCGACAGACCGCUCUGAGCAGGUACCAUUCUGGUGCAAACCUGACGGUAUGUACCAGACAGGGGAUGUGGAAUGAGUUUUCUUUCCUGCGAUCUUUCGACAUUAUAGAGCUGAAUCGCGGUAAACCAUGCCACCCCAACAUUGCUAUUGUGAGAGAUCAACGCGACGAGUAUCGUUGGCGUUGCCUGUUUGAAGCUGAUUUGUUUAUGGCGGGUGUAUUUGGCUGCUGGCUGAGUUUA
Messenger RNA from Ectocarpus sp. CCAP 1310/34, 7354 nucleotides. The record is from the annotation of a GenBank genome assembly. NCBI's taxonomy places the organism in Eukaryota, Phaeophyceae, Ectocarpales, Ectocarpaceae.